GCCUCCGAUUCACAACAGCCCGUGACAAAUGGCAGCUACGUAAUAAACGGUGGCCUGUGAUUGGCCGAGGGGCCGAGGGAGAAGGGCGCUAGACCAAUGACAUUUCACUGUGAUGACGUAAAAGUCCAUAAUGAAAAUAGGUGAGGACUCCUUCAUGGCAUCCUUGUUGGGGCUCAGAAUGGCGCAGGAGGAGGACAAACACAGCCUGGAGGAGAAAUUUGCUGCUGCAGUUAAAGUGAUCCGAAGUUUGCCAGAAGAAGGUCCUUUCCAGCCAUCUGAUGACAUGAUGAUGAUGUUCUAUAGUUACUACAAGCAGGCCACCUUGGGGCCCUGCAACAUCCCCAGACCAAACGGCUUCUGGGACACUCAUGGCAAAGCUAAAUGGGAUGCAUGGAGCUCUUUGGGAAAUAUGACAAGAGAGGAAGCCAUGAAGAAUUACAUUGAGAACAUCCAGCUGAUUUUGGAGACCAUGCCAAUAUCGGAUGAAGUGUCUGACCUGGUACAGAAGCUCGGCAGCUUCUACACAGAAGUAGAUGGAGAAGGAGAAGAAGAGGAAGAAAAUGAGGUGGACAAGAGACCAUUCACCAGGCCCUUUGUACAUCAUGCAGACGAGCUGGUCAAACCAUUUCACAAACCAACAAUGGAAGGCUAUGGGGAUCUGUGGGAUGAUAUACAGAACCUCCAUGAGAAUGACACAGACAGCAGCGCUCGUGGUGUAAGUGUCAGUAGCGAGGAGGCAGGGGGAAGCAAAGAAAAUAGUGAAAUCGAGAGAAAGGAGGACAGUAGUGAUUGGAAAAGUGAGGAAGAGGAGAAUGGGGAUGAAGAAGACAAUACAGAAGAUGAAGACAAGGAGGAGGAAAAAGACUGGAGUCCUGACCCAAGGCUCCUGAUGGCGGACAACAAGAGGUGGAGGUCUGACACCAUGUGGUCCAACAGCAGUGUGGAACCCAGCAUGUCCUCCUUCACCAACGGGACACACAGCUCCCUCAACAGCGAGUUGGAGGAGGAGGAACUGACCUGUUCCAUAGAGCCCAGUGCACAGUGUAACUCCUAUAUGCACUUUAAUGGACACCUGAAUGAUCAUAGUGAUGCUGUUCCCGAGAAGAACCACCGAUCCACAGACUCAGAUAAUGAAGAAUUCUGUGACUCAAUGGAGCAUCUGGCCAUGGAAGAGGGGCAGUCUACAUCAAACAUGCUGUCACUUGGAUCAGGCUCUGCGUCAGUGAGGCAAAAGGAUCUUUGGUUUGAGAGCAACACUACCCUGAACGGAGGAGAGGAUCAAGUGAUCAUGGGAGAUACCUACCUUAAAGAAGGGAUUAGUACAAGCCAACACAACAGCUCCUUGUCAAGAAGAGGGAGAGGUUCUCAGUCACCAAGGGCAACAUGCAGCUCUCAGCGUUGUGCCAGUGCAGAUGCUGCGUGCUGUUGUGUGUCACAGAGCAGCCACCCGCUCAGUGCUGCCAGGGGAAACAUCAAUGAGCAAAUAGCUACAGCUCUGCUGAGGCUGCAGCACGACAUGACCACUGUGUUGCACAGGCUGCACACUCUGGAGGCGCUGACGGUGUCACAGUCAAGAUCUUCUUCGCCAAGGCAGGAGGACUCCUUGCCUGUAGCACAAAAGUUCCUGAGACCAUCCUGGUGGCCUUUUGACUUCUGCCCACUCACAGUGGUCUUGACUGCACUCUGGCCUCUGAUUGCCCAUUGGCUUGUUCAGGUUUAUUUACAACGGAAGAGAAGGAAAAUCCCCUGAAUUGUCAGACAACCGUCGGCAUCAAUCAAAGAACAUGAGCGCAGGAUGAAAUUGUUGCACUUUUGUUGCUUUGUGGCUUUUUCGAGCCACUACCACAGCCAAAGUGUAAUGAGGCACCAGCAAAAAUGGAAAAGCUACCUUAGAUAAAUGAAUGGUCAAAAAUGUGUUUAAAGAGAGACUCUGCAAUAUAGUGUAGCAUUUUGACUUCAUGGAUACUUUUUAGGUAUUUAAGAGAGGGAGGAAAAUGUUUGCAUUAUAAGUGCAGGCAGAUUUCUGUGUUACAGUUAGCUUAGCAUUAUGUGGUGAUCUUAUUUAUGACAUGUCUCACAGAUUGCCAGAAAUUCAUUGUAUACAUAACUCACAUAACCGAGUCAACUUUUAAUUGAAAUAAAUCCAUGAUCAUACAGUAGCUGUGGACCUUAAGUGAAGAUUUUUUUUCACCACCGUCAUUGCCAGUUAUUUAUCAAACAUUUUCUGUCAAGUUCACUUUUUUUUUCUGAUAAGGACAUCAGCCUUUUAUAUUCAUUGUACGAAUUAGAAAUAUUUCUUUUUAGACCAAAUAGACAUGGUGACAAAUAUUUAUGUGUAGAUUUGUAUAAUUAUUGUAUGGCUUCAGUGCAUUAGUAUCAAAGAUUGCACUUGUGGAAAAGUGCAAUACAAAGUAAGGACAAUCCAUAUGUUUAUUCUUGUGUCUUGUCAGCUGUACAGUGAAAUACUCUGUUUAAGCAAGGGUGUCGUGCUUUCAAAUAUACAGUUGUAAAACAUAAGUAUAUGAAGCAGAUUUUGACAUGCAAUAAACACAUUCUUGGGACAAACAUA
Messenger RNA from Dicentrarchus labrax (European seabass), 2569 nucleotides. Its product is annotated as acyl-CoA-binding domain-containing protein 5A-like. Gene Ontology annotation, cellular component: peroxisome. The transcript is spliced from 14 exons. The record is from RefSeq and is a predicted model, not a curated record. Gene Ontology annotation, molecular function: fatty-acyl-CoA binding. NCBI's taxonomy places the organism in Eukaryota, Metazoa, Chordata, Actinopteri, Moronidae. Gene Ontology annotation, biological process: autophagy of peroxisome; fatty acid metabolic process. Bases 131 to 1750 code for a protein of 539 amino acids.